AUGGCCUGCGAUUGCGGAUCUACGUGCGGCUGCAGUGGAGCUAGCUCCUGCUCGUGUGGCCAGAGCUGCUCAUGCAAGAACUGCGGCAAAUAA
This is a messenger RNA of Fusarium proliferatum ET1, 93 nucleotides long. RefSeq lists its product as uncharacterized. The record is from RefSeq and is a predicted model, not a curated record. Lineage: Eukaryota; Fungi; Ascomycota; Sordariomycetes; Hypocreales; Nectriaceae. Gene Ontology annotation, molecular function: metal ion binding. The transcript is spliced from 2 exons. Bases 1 to 93 code for a protein of 30 amino acids.